UGGACCCAUGCAGUAGUGGUAUCGAGAUAUUUUGCGUGUAUGUAGCUGGUAGAAUAUUUUUGGCCCUACGAUGCCAAUGAACUUUGUUUAAUAACCGUUAGAUAUGAGUUAAAUAUUAGAGGCGGUGAAGAUUUCAGAUAUUUUAUUUUUCAAGGUUGUGAUCUUUUUUCUUUUUGAGCUGACGAUUUUUAGCAGAGGAUUUGUUCUGUGAAGGAGAGAGUUCGAAAAAAUGGGAGAGGCAGUGAUCAGUAGCGAAGAGUUUGAAAUAGAGGAGGAGAAGAAGAGGAACGAGGAAGAAGAACAAGAAGGAGAAGAAGAAGGGCAAGAGGAGACGAUAGGGAAGAAGAGGAAGGAAGUUAAUGGCAGUUUGAGGAAUGGAAUGGCGGUGAAAUGGUCGAAGCUGUUUCCGAGGAUGGUAUUGAGAGUAUUGUUGGUGGAAGCUGAUGAUUCUACUAGGCAAAUUAUAGCUGCUCUGCUCAGGAAAUGCAGUUACAAAGUUGUUGCUGUUCCAGAUGGCUUAAAGGCAUGGGAGAUGCUGAGAGGAAGGCCCCAUAAAAUAGACCUUAUUUUGACAGAAGUUGAUUUACCUUCAAUAUCUGGAUAUGCGCUUCUUUCUCUAAUUACGGAGCAUGAGAUCUGCAAAAACAUACCAGUUAUAAUGAUGUCCUCACAGGAUGCAACUAAUACGGUUUACAAGUGCAUGUUGAGAGGUGCUGCUGACUAUCUUGUUAAACCUAUACGGAAAAAUGAACUGAGAAAUUUGUGGCAGCAUGUAUGGAGAAGACAAUCUUCUCUUGCUGAGGUAGAUGGCCUCCAAGAUGAAAGUGUUGGACAGGAUAAGGUAGAGGCUACUUCAGAAAAUAAUGCUGCCAGUAAUCAUUCAAGUGGCAACAUGGCUUGUAUUCAACAAAAUAAAGAAUUCAUUGAGAAAGGAAGUGAUGCUCAGAGACUGCAUGUUUGCUGUCUCUUGCAGAGCUCUUGUACAAAGCCAGAUGCAGAAGCUGAGAGCGCCCACAUGGAAAAUAAGCGGGACCUUUUAUGGGGCAAUUUUUUUCUGAAUGGCAUAAAAAUGCAGAAACAUGAAGCAAUCACAAAUUAUGGUCAGAAAUUGGUUAUGCAUGAGAAUCAAGCCGGGGGAUCAGGUGUGGCUGCCUGCAAGGAUUCUAACAGAAUGACCGUGCAUGAGGAUAUUGAACCAGAAAGUCAAAGGAUGAAUGCUAAUGACAUCCAUGAGGCCUACGACAACAACCAUGUCCACGUCAACUUUUCUAGAGAAGCUAUUGAUUUCAUGGGAACAUCUGCUAGUCACAAUUCUUCGGACAAUGUCAAAAGCAAGUUCGAUAUUUCUUCACACUUGGAUCUGUGCUUAACAGGACAUAAUCCUAGUGGCUUUGAAAUUCAACAUCCAGAAGAAAGAUGUACUCUCAGGAUUUCUAAUGCUUCAGCAUUUACUCGGUAUUCCAACAGGCAAUCACAGCAGUUACAUUCAACAUUGGAAACCGUUCAAAAGGAUGCUAAUCCUGGGAGAAAACCAUCCAGCACUUUUAGUGUGUAUAACACUGAUAACCCUGGUCCAUCACCAAAUACAGAAAGAAGUAAUGCCUCUAUAGCUAAUAUUAAAACCAAAGAGUACGAAAUUGUAAUUCCUUGCUCUCAACAAAGAGUAUUUCCACUACAUAUUCCAGUCAAUGGUAUGAGCUUCAAUAACCUAUGUACCAACUAUGGUUCUGUAUUUCCUCCAAUUUUCUGUAAACAAUCUGGUGCAUCACCUAUACCGAGUCCAAGUUCAUGCAGCCAGCCAGAGCCAACCUCUAAAGUGAAUGCAUUUCCUCAGUCUACUUUGAGGAGUAACUCCGAUCAGCUCUAUGAUUGUCUUGGUCAAACUGCAAAAGAUUCCACUAGUCCAUCUCUUCAAAAGCAGGAUCACAAGUUGGAUUCUUUGGAGGAUCGAGGACAUAUUUCUGCUGCCACUGAUCAUAGUGCAACUAGCAGCUUCUGCAAUGUUAGUGCAACUCAUCUUAACAUGGGCUAUGGAAGCACUUCUGGGAGCAAUAGCAAUGUGGAUCAGGCUGCUAUUAUCAGGACUACUUCAGAAAGAAAAAAUGAAGGUGGUAUUUUACAUAAUGAUGCAAAUUCACAUCGAGCUAUACAAAGAGAAGCAGCUUUAACAAAGUUUCGCUUGAAGCGGAAAGAUAGAUGCUACGAGAAGAAGGUUCGCUAUGAGAGUAGGAAAAAACUUGCAGAGCAACGGCCUAGAGUGAAAGGUCAAUUUGUUCGUCAAGUGCAACUCCCAAUUUCAGAAACUGAGCAGUAACAUGGAAAUUCCAUUGAUCGGUAGCUACCAUGUUCAAACUGUUAAUUCGCGUGGACUCCAUAUCAUAGAUUUUCGAGUAGAUAGUGAUAGUUUCUGCCUUUUAGUUUGGGAGUUCAAAGAUAAAAAAUGGGAAGAAAUAAGAAAAGAGUCUCAGGUGUUUCUGGAAUAAUUAUCCAAAUAGUUCCUUCCCUAAUGUUGUAGAGAAACCUGACAGAAAAUGUAAGUAAGGGAUAGUGGGGUUCCUUGCUAACUUGUUACCUGUGAGCCAUUUCAGAUCCCUUCCUCCUUUCUACAUCUUUAUCUUCUUUGUGGGAUUAUCCCUAUCUUGUGCAGAAUAGGUUGUAGUUUCAUAGAUUAUAGGUUUUCUUUUGUGUAGUUUGGGAAGGGUUGUCUGAAGUCACUUUCACUAAGGUUUUACAUUUAAUUUUCUACAUUCGAGUAUUUAGUAUAUAUGAGCUUUAGAGGAGACUGACUGACUAGUAGUGGCUUGAUGUUCUUUAAAGACAGCUGCUUGCUCAAUUUUUGGGUUUUUUCUGAUUGAGCUUUAUGUAAUCAACGAUACUGGUGGUGUUGAAGCAGAAAGGACAAACAAGUCUUUUUUUUGUUCACUCUUUCUCCUGUCUUUCUUUAUUCCUUGUAAUUUGUUGAUUAUGUUGCUGAUAAUUUUGUAAAAGCAUUAUAUCAACUACAGAUACUGGGCAGGUUGACGAACCCAGGACAAACAUGUGGUUAAAUAUAUACGUAUUCCAUGUAUAACUUGAAAUGUGAAAAGUUCUAGCAGCUACAUAGUUUUAGUUUGA
Jatropha curcas is the source of this 3114-nucleotide messenger RNA. RefSeq names its product two-component response regulator-like protein (gene PRR5). The record is from RefSeq and is a predicted model, not a curated record. Gene Ontology annotation, molecular function: protein binding. Gene Ontology annotation, biological process: phosphorelay signal transduction system; cytokinin-activated signaling pathway. NCBI's taxonomy places the organism in Eukaryota, Viridiplantae, Streptophyta, Magnoliopsida, Malpighiales, Euphorbiaceae.